Molecule: messenger RNA, 1321 nt
Organism: Pomacea canaliculata
Lineage: Eukaryota; Metazoa; Mollusca; Gastropoda; Architaenioglossa; Ampullariidae
Product: DEP domain-containing mTOR-interacting protein-like
Exons: 10
Coding region: 98-1321 (407 amino acids)
Biological process (GO): intracellular signal transduction
Molecular function (GO): protein binding
Source: RefSeq, a predicted model, not a curated record
CGGCGGUGGGCGUGCUGUGUGUUUUCACAAUACAGCCUGCAAUGUGACUGGAUGUGUACUUCUGGUACGGAGCAAGACUUACUCCAACUAUACAGUCAUGCUAAAGAAAGAGAUGCCGAAGCCACAGUCCUCUCUCGGAUUCACUGUCUACGUAAUUGGCGAGCAAAUAAGAUGCCAGAUGCACAAGCUAAAUAUGAUAAAAGACAGACGAUACCACUUGAGGAAAUAUAAACAAUGCUUCAUUGCCAAAGACGUCAUAGACUGGGCACACAGGAGCCACCACGCGCAAACGAGGGAGGAAGCCGUUGCAGCCAUGUUGUGUCUGCAGCAACACGGAAUGAUACACCACGUGGUCGAUGAGCACGACUUUAAAGAUCAAAGCCUCUUCUUCCGCUUCACACGCGACGACGGGACUUACGCAGCCAACACUGACGUGGCCAUAUUCUACCGCGGCCUCGACGUCUACAACAGGUACUGGCUGAGAUGCCUCCUGCUAAUGAGGGACGGAAAGGGAGGGAAAAGCGAAGGAGCGGAAAUACAAAGGGACUUCUACCACAAAGGCCACUUGUAUGAAGGCGCCUUUUAUGGAAAUGAGCUGGUGGACUGCAUCAUGGACGGUGAUAAUACUGAUCGUAAACAAAUCGUGAAUCAGUGUCGAGAAUUGCUAGAGUAUGAUAUUCUCAACCAUGUAACCGACGACUACCACUUCAGUGACGACCGCUUGCUGUAUCAGUUCCGGGUGAACUUCGACAGACCGAGCCUGCUCAUGGAUGUUCUUACGCCGCAGUACGAUCAGAAAAAGAAGAAAGUCCAGGGCAACCGGUCCGAGCAACGUACCGAGCAACAAAACAGCGAGGCUCCCAUGUUCACGUCAGCAGGGUCAGAGGGCAGUAGUGUGGACGACGUCAGCUACAACAAUGCAUAUGACAGCGUCAAGCACGAUGGCCAGCGGCUUGAUGUCACGGUCUCUGAUGCCGGCGCUAGGAAAGGUUCGAACCACGGAGUGCCAGCGAUAAACUACACACGGCGUGGAUCUGAUGACGCACGGAUCCUCAUGACAAGGAAAGGUAGUGAGGGCAAUAUGCAACAGGACCAGGUUGGGUUCGGCUUCGUGCUGCGGGGCUCGGCGCCAUGCUAUGUCCACACUAUAGACCCCUGGGGACCUGCAGCUGCAGCAGGACUUCAGGUGGGCCAAUACGUCUUGACUGUGGGGGACCAGAACGUCAUGCACAGGGACCACCGCUACGUGGGCCGCUUGAUAACGACGCACACCGGCCAGCUGACCAUGGUCGUCAUGGCAACACGAAGUCAAGAACGUUGA